AUGUCUUCACAGCCUUCAAAAGCAAUUCUUGGGGAGACACUCGGUGCUCUCUAUCUAGGAGCAACCAUAGCCGCCGUUUUGUUCGGGAUAACGAACCUGCAAGUGGUCAUCUACUACAAGAAAUAUCCCAAUGACUGGUGGGUUUGCCGAUACUCUGUAGCGCUACUCUGGAUCUUCGAUGCACUUCACGUCGCCUUCACUACGCAUGCCCUGUAUUUCUUUCUCAUUGAUAUGUUCGGCGACUUAGAAGGUGCCCUAGUACAUAGCGUGUGGAGCUUCAGGGUACAAAUAGCUAUAAAUGUAUUGAUCGUCAUAUACGUUCAAGGGUUAUAUGCCGUCCGGCUAUGGAAACUUGGGCGGCAUUUCCACCAAAUUUUCCCAUGGUUCGCGUCUUUGGCCGUGGCUGCCUCACUUGGUGCCGGAAUAUGCAAAUCUUUACACGUUCUUAGACCUUUUGGAAUCAUUAUUCCCGACAGAUUUGCGGUGCCGAGUUUCUUUUCCAUCUCUGCCAUGAAAACAUCGAUCUAUACCGCUUUUGUCACGCUCGCUACGACAGAUUUUGUCAUAGCCUUUAUGAUGUGUUAUUACUUGCACAAAAGCAGAGCAGCUACGAAUUUCUCUACCACGGCCUCCCUCCUUCUCAAUCUAAUGCGACUUGUUCUUGUGUCAGGCUUGGCUACAAGGUAA
Messenger RNA from Desarmillaria tabescens, 687 nucleotides. RefSeq lists its product as uncharacterized. The transcript is spliced from 14 exons. The coding region runs from base 1 to 687 and encodes 228 amino acids. NCBI's taxonomy places the organism in Eukaryota, Fungi, Basidiomycota, Agaricomycetes, Agaricales, Physalacriaceae. The record is from RefSeq and is a predicted model, not a curated record.